AUGCUUCUAUCGAAUGAUGCAACAAUGGAUUAUUAUUAUUCAUUUUGUGAAAAUGAUGUAUUAGAUGAUAAUAGUCCAUGGCAUUGUAUAAUAUGCCAAAAAUGUUUCGAUUGGAGAGAAUGGCAUUGUGAACAAUGUAAUAAAUGUAUGUAUUUCAUUAAAAAAAAGAAGUCAGUAAUCUUUGAUCAAAUAUACUAACAAUAUGAAUUUCUUCAGGUACCUAUGGUCUCUCCUUGCCAUGUGAACGAUGUGAAGGAAAAAGUCAAAUGUCUGGUUUCGGCUAGAAUAGUAUACCAGAUAUUUUAGUUGUUUAGGUUGAAUUUUUUUGUUGAACAGUAUUUUCUUGCUUUUAUAUUAAAUUAAAAAUUCAACGAACAAACUGUGAAUCAUUGUUGUUAGAUAAACAGUUUUUUCUUAUUCUGGAAAGAAUGAAAUUCACUAUAAUUUAAUGAAGAUAGUGCGAUUUAUGUGCAGUGCAUUAAAUGAAAUUUAUUGAAAAUUCUGUGCUUAUGUUUGUAAUCAGAUUCUUGACUUUGUUAAUUAAUGACUAUAUAUUCUUGUUACUAUUUGAAGUGACAAAAUAUUUUAUUCAUUUGUCAAUUUUAUAGUUUACUUCGUCAAUAUUUUUUUUAUUAGAUAUGAGAAUUAUUUUAGAUGAUUCACCAAUGGAAAUGAGUUUUGAUAUUGAACUGUUUUCUUUAGAAUCAUUAUCAAUAUUACAAUGUAUUCAUAAGAAUUGUCCUUUGUUUUCGACAAUUGAUUCAAUUCGAAAAAGUGGAAUGUAUUUCCUUGUUCGAUUUUCUCUUCAAAGAUUUUUUUUCAAGUCACUUUCACUAUAAUAUUUGCAAAACAAUCAAAACAAAUGUGACGCAGGGAAAUAACUGAACGAAUUUCCAUAUGAUUGGUUCAUCCAUCAUUGAUGUGAAAUGGACAGGAAUCAGAUUGGCAUUCGAUUCAUUUCGAAUUUUAGAUUUAGCAAAAAAGAAAACUUAAAAGCAUUUUCCAGAUCGCUCAAACGAAGUUGACAAGAAUUUUGAUUUCGACGAAAACAUGUUCGCUACAUAUGAACUUUCGAUUGUGUCACAAUUGAAAUUUGAAGAACUGUUAAUCUAUAUUAAAAAUCUAAUGACGUCUAGAUCAGCUGCAGCCGAAGUAGAUAACGUCAUUUGCUGACAAUAAUGAGACUUUCCAAAAUUAAAUUGACGUCUUCAUUUGAUCGAAACUUCUGGAAAAAAGGAUCAGUUCGGAAGAAAAUUUACUAUUUCCAAAAGAAAAUUACAUGAAUUGGAAAGAACAAAUUUAAGUCUUCGUAUUUUUUUAUCUACAUUAUAGAGGAUGCGAGUGUGUGACAGAAAACAAAAAAAUAUUCAUACCCAUACCUCACCAUAAACAUAAUCGCUACCUACUAUGUCAUUUAGCGUUCUAUUAAUUGUCAUGAAAUCAUGUUAGACAAUGAUUAUUGUAAACUUGUAAUAUAUGACAAUCGUGAUCUGGAACAUAUUUUUUGAUGAAGCAGCACUGCUAAUAUCAUCGUGAAGAACUCUGCAGGAAAGUUAAAGCUAAAACUAUUGUCUGUGUUGGUUUUCGUCGAAUAAGUGCUGGUAUUGUAGAUUUUAUUGUUCGUAGUGAAAUGCUUCUAAGUAUAUCAUCAAGCAGGCCCGAGUAUUAUUUGUUAAAAGAUCACAUGAAUCCAGUAUUAGUUGUUGAUUAAACUGGAAUAGCAUUCAUGAGUAGUACAAGUCAUUGAUAUGCGAACUAUAGCAUGGCUUAUCUUAGAUAAGACGAUGAAAAACAUGGCAUUUUUUCCAGAAAAAGUGAAGAUCAACUCUUGGAAUUGGCCAUUGUUAUUGAGGUAAGAUGCUUUACUGAAAUUGGAAGAUAGGGCUUGAAUACAGAAUUCAGUGACGCACGAUGUAGUUGUAUCUAAACGAGUUCAUCUUAUGUAUUACGAAUCUAAUUUAUAAUAGCGUCUAUUAACACAUAGAUCCUUAUUCGCAUACUCACGCUCAACUAACAUUAAUUCAAUUAACAACUAAGUUGUGUGUGUGGAUUUGAGGGAGAAGCAGACCCAUACCAUUACUCUGUUCCUAUUAGAAAGUGGAGAAGAAAACUAAGAGUCUUAUGCGGCUAAUUAUAAGUGAUAGUUUUUGUAAGUUAUUUGUGAAAAUCAGAGCACUGCAGAACCUAGGUGCUUGUCAGUUUAGCUUUCUGCUACCAUGAAAUUUGAGUAAAAAGUACGCUAAAAUUUUUUUAAGCUGUUAAUAUGUUAUUGUAAUCCUUUCCGAAAUGUUUCAUAGCAUGUUCAAUAUUUUAUCCCCCCGAGCAUAACAGUCAGUACACGUUUUGUAGAGAAUUACGCAAGAAAUCUUUCGAUGAAAACAAUGCAACACAAUUUAGUAUAAAAACCAAGAGAAACGUCGAAAAUAUUGUUAGUAUUCUACUUAUUUAUGGCUCAUCCAUCAGAACUCUUCACAGUAUCGAAUUCUUGUUCGUUUAUUUAAAAACAAUAGAUCAAUUUCCAGCAAAAGCUAUUUAAUGAAGCCAAGAUACGUCAGAUAUGUGAAGUAUGAUGAUCUCGCUUUAUUUUUAUAUGACAGUCCUCUAAUUAUUGAUUAGUUAUUCCAAAGCUUAAAGAGAGCACAGCAGCGAUGAGAAUGAUGGUUUUUCUAUCGUCAAAAUCUCAUAUAUAUUCAAUGUGCAAUAGUCCAUCUUGAAUCUGAUAUUCCGAAGUUGGAAAAAUCGAACCAAGAUAUUGGCAUGCUCAUCACGAUCUGUUGCAAUUGGUAAGUGGUAAAGUAUAUUCAAAACUGUACAGCACAUGGUAACACUUUCAUAUAGGAACCAAAUUUUUCAAAAUUUUAUUUAAAAGAGAUGCAUAAAGCUUGUAAACACACUUGCUGUAAUUAAUCAGCACUUAUUCUCACGGACAGUUCAUAGUUUUAUGCCUAGCAAGUGUCAGCGUGUAGUUAAUGCUGCGACAGUCGCAAGCCGUCGACGAUAGAGAGUUUUUAUCCAGUUGAGCGAUUCGGAAAAAAGAAUAAGAUAAAUCCACGGAAGUACAAACUCUACGGAACUAAUAAGUUCAUUUAAAUAAUUAUUUUGUACAUCGACAAGGAAAUUCGGAUAGCCAAGUAUUUGAACAAGACUGACGAUCAUUGGUGGGAAAAAAGCAACUAUAUAAAUACUGGAAACAUAGAACAAUCGUGUUGCCAUGCGCCGUUGUCGUUGCCAAUUCAUCGUUUGUCGCAUACGACGUUUCUGUAAAAUGAAACGCAUGAAAAGUAAUAUAUUAGCAAGCGCAUUUAAGACAGUCGGUACAGCUCCAUUGAAUAUGCAAUCGAAUGUUGCGAGAAACUUAUCAAAAAUUAAAUAACAAUUUGCAUAGCCACAUCCAUUUUUCGUAUAGUCCCAUAAAAUAUUAUCACAUGGAUACAUAAUAAUAGCAAAAGUAUAGAAUAUUACUGGAUAGAUCAAGCAAAUCAGUAAUGGCAGAUAAUGAAGUAGUAUUUGCCUUGAAUAUUUUUGCAACAAUUGUGAAUUGAAGAUGAACAUAUGACGUUGAACAGAAAUUGUAGCUAUCAAAAAAACGUUCAUUACAUUUAGUGUAUAGUCGAUAAAAGUUUGAAAAAUGCAAAAGAUCGGUACAGCUAGCUUGACAUGACCAAAAUCAUAAAAAUUAAGUGAAAACGAUAUGGUCAGCAUCAAUUGAAAAGUAUUGACUACGAGUAAAAUAAAUAGAGCUUUAUUUUGAGGUUUUUGCCAAAUAGUACGAUUAGUAAAGAAAAAUACAAAAAUAAAUAGAGAGAGUGUUAUGGACGAAAUUUGUAAUACGAUAUAUAACGAAAAUUUGAUCCUAUACUUGAGAAAAUUGUCGUCCGUACUUGAUACUGCAUCUGUCCCAUUCAUUGCUAUACACGUCUUUGUAAAACAGUUCCAAUGAAAUAAUGAGCUGUAUUAGAGAUACUGUCGUUACUUUUCCAAAAAUAUGCUUCAGCUGGUACUGUCAAAACUCAUUUUUAUCAGAAUUACAUAAAGUCUGGUGCAGUUUCUGCCUGAAUUUUUCCUGUCACCUAAAUUAUGAAUAAAAGAAAACUAGAAUUUCUAAAAACACUAGAGUAACGUAGAACAUGACAAACACAUCGAAAAUCUAUCUCAAGCAUUAUUGAUGGUCAACACUUUGAUGUAUCUGUCAUCGUGAAUGACGUUAUAGAAUUUCUUUUCUGUUUAUCUUUUUCAGCGUAUGACAGUCGAGAUUUUUUUGCUUAGAACGUUCGAGCUUGAUGCAAGAGAGAAUCGAUUAUGUUCAGUUCUCUCGCUGCGAACUUGAACAUUCAUUUUCAAUCAAGUUUCAUAAAAUGAUGACUUUAGCAUCGAAAUCGUUACCGAUCUAAUGGAAAAAUGAGAAGUUAUCAUUUUGGGCUGUAGUGAACACUGUUUGUGUUCUACCUUUUACCUUCUUGCACUAUAUCCCUCGACAAUAUAUCGUUAUGUUUCUGAUAUGAUUAUUUAACUUGUAACAAAGAAAAGAAAGAAAGACAAUGAAAUAUAUCAAUUGUGGGUUUGUUCACUAUGCAUAACUUUCUUCAUUUGCUGGUGACACGAAUGUUACUAUUGGCGCAAAUCGACGACUAAUAUUGAGAUUUUGAAGAGUAGAAAAGAAAAAUCGAUUGUCAAUUAGAAAAUAUGGGUGGGUGAGUCAGGGUAUAUGGGU
Molecule: messenger RNA, 4711 nt
Organism: Rotaria sp. Silwood1
Lineage: Eukaryota; Metazoa; Rotifera; Eurotatoria; Philodinida; Philodinidae
Source: the annotation of a GenBank genome assembly